UUUAAGGUAGUCAUCGUCAGUCCGACUCUACCAAAUCGGUCCAAAAAACUGACGAACUAAUGACAUUCCCAUCAGUAGCGAUGACCAACCCACCAAUACCAAUGGCCAAGAUGGCUCCAGCUUCUGAAAGAAUAUUAGUUGUCUAUGCAUAUUCCGAAAUCGCAUACGAUAGAUAUGAUAGCAAGAGCAAUUUGCAAUUUUUCAUCGAUUUUGCAAUAAACGGCAAACACCAUAGUUACGAUGUUAAUUACGUCAUUGUAGUCAAUGGAUACAAUUGUACUGUUAACAUUCCAGAACAAAACAAUACAUAUGUUAUUGCUCGACCAAAUUCUGGGUUUGAUGCUUGUGCUUGGAAGGUUGGGCUCGAUUAUAUGAGAAAUAAGAAAGGGGAUAAGUGGUAUAAGUAUUUUGUAUUGUUAAAUGCAUCUGUCAGGGGACCAUUUAUACCUCCUUACGCCAACGAUAAACACUGGACAACAUAUUUUACCAAAUUUUUAGAUUCAUAUGUGAAACUAGUGGGGACGAGUAUCUGCUGUUCAAAAAUAUGGCCGGUACAUAUCCAGUCUAUGUUCUUAGUAACUAGCCAAACUGGACUGGCGCUGAUAGAAGAUCUCCUCAAAUGCGGUUAUAGAGACAAACUUGCAGUUACUUUUAAUGUCGAAAUAAAGAUGUCGCAAGCUGUUCUGAAAAAGGGGUUUAACAUAGCGUCCCUUUUAAAACAAUGGGAAGAUCAUGAUUUUCGGGAUAAACAUCGCACAGAUGAAAUGUGCAGUAAACAUAACACCAAAAAGAAUGGAGAUCCAUAUUUCGAAGGAGCUUAUUACGAUGGCAUAGACAUACAUCCGUUUGAAGUAAUGUUUUUUAAAACGAAUAGAGGUGUCAAUCAGAGAGUCCAAGACAUAUACAGCAGUAUGAUGCAGGAAUGGAGACAGAAUUACUCUCCAGAAAAGACGAAAGGAUAUUACAUUGACAAUAAAUCUAAGCAUUAUAUUCGCUUGUCAAACUAAGAGUUCAUAGCCCAGCAAGGUGGGCUGGGUAAAAUUGUAAUUAAUUUGUUUUAUAUUUUAUUGAAUUGUUAAAGACUGACUCAUAUGAAUAAAUAAAUAAACUUACUAACUAUGAUUCAUAUUAUUGUCUUAUUUUGGCUUUUGUGACAUUUGUUCACCGUGUUAUGCCGUAUUGUUUAACGUAGUGUUCGAUUGUUCGACUAGUUUUGUUCAUUGAAGCGUAGC
Messenger RNA from Owenia fusiformis, 1232 nucleotides. The record is from the annotation of a GenBank genome assembly. Lineage: Eukaryota; Metazoa; Annelida; Polychaeta; Sabellida; Oweniidae.